Molecule: messenger RNA, 5125 nt
Organism: Trichoplusia ni (cabbage looper)
Lineage: Eukaryota; Metazoa; Arthropoda; Insecta; Lepidoptera; Noctuidae
Gene: ATP8B
Product: probable phospholipid-transporting ATPase IM
Exons: 25
Coding region: 518-4429 (1303 amino acids)
Biological process (GO): Golgi organization; phospholipid translocation
Cellular component (GO): plasma membrane
Molecular function (GO): ATP binding; magnesium ion binding; ATPase-coupled intramembrane lipid carrier activity
Source: RefSeq, a predicted model, not a curated record
AAUACACUAUCAAAACAGUGCGUUUCGUUCACUGUUCCGAGUCACACGCCCGCUUGGCAGGCGCUCCACACAUAUUAUUAUUGUUUAAUAAAUAAAGCCGUGAUAAAACUCGCUACGGAUUCUAUAGCGUUUUACUGCCGUGUCUUAUAACGUUCUUGUAUUAUUAAUAUAUGAUUCGGGAUAGUAAUAUUGCGGAGAAUUAUUUUUGUAAUGUGGACGUGACGUGUAUAUCGCGGAGUCAGCGUCUCAUUGGAUUGUCUGAGAUUCGUCUGGACUAAACCUACGUAUUUCUAUGAUGAAGACGCAGUGCUCUGGCGGUGCACAGAAUGCCGAUCGCGCCGCGCGGCCCUCCGCCCUCGACGCCACCCUACCACCUGCUUCUCCGUAGGAGACCUAGCUUAACCCUCAAGUGUCCUUCGAUAAUAUAACGUCUAACUUUUUGUACGCCUCUUUUAUACCGACCUAUAAGUAUAAGUACGCACAGUGUGUUAAGUGUCGCGCGCAAGUGUGAGUGUAUAUGUGUGUCGAUGGUGCGGCCGACAUGGGAAAGUCCUCGGCGAGAACACAUGGCCAAGAGAAUGAACGGAGAAUCAAAGCGAACAACAGGGAAUACAACGCGCAGUUCCGCUACGCCAGCAACUUCAUCAAAACAUCGAAGUAUACGAUCGUAACGUUCCUGCCGCUGAACUUGCUGGAGCAGUUCCAGCGGCUGGCGAACUUCUACUUCUUGUGCCUGCUGGUGCUGCAGCUGAUCCCCGCCAUCUCGUCGCUGACGCCCAUCACCACUGCGAUACCGCUCAUUGGUGUGCUAGCACUCACUGCCGUUAAGGACGCGUACGACGACUUUCAACGUCAUCAGAACGAUUCACAAGUGAACCACCGUCGUGCGAAGACACUUCGCAAUGGCAAGCUUGUGGAGGAGAAGUGGGCGUCUGUUCAGGUGGGAGACGUCAUCAGGCUGGAGAACGACCAGUUCGUCGCGGCGGACAUCUUGCUCCUCAGCAGCUCGGAACCCAACGGCCUCUGUUACAUAGAGACCGCCGAGUUGGAUGGGGAGACCAAUUUAAAAUGUCGUCAGUGCCUUUUAGAGACGGCUGCGAUGGGGCAGGACGACGCACAACUGGGUGCUUUCGACGGCGAGAUUGUCUGCGAAACUCCCAACAAUCUACUUAAUAAGUUUGAUGGUACGUUAAGCUGGCGCAACCUCCACUUCUCCCUCGACAACGAUAAGAUCCUGCUGCGCGGCUGCGUGCUCCGGAACACGUCGUGGUGUUACGGCGUCGUCGUGUUCGCCGGGAAGGACACCAAGCUCAUGCAGAACUCCGGCAAGACCAAAUUCAAACGCACCAGCAUAGAUAGGCUACUUAAUUUUCUUAUUAUAGGGAUAGUAUUCUUCCUGCUGUCGAUGUGCGUGUUCUGCACGGUGGCGUGCGGCGUGUGGGAGUGGCUGGUGGGGCGCUACUUCCAGGUGUACCUGCCGUGGGACACGCUGGUCCCGGCCGAGCCCACGUGGGGCGCGCUCGUCAUCGCGCUCCUAGUCUUCUUCUCCUACGCUAUCGUCAUGAACACUGUCGUGCCUAUAUCGCUAUACGUGUCUGUGGAGGUAAUAAGGUUCGCCCAGAGUUUCCUCAUAAACUGGGACGAGAAAAUGUAUUAUGAAAAGACUGGUACAGCGGCGAAGGCACGGACCACAACGUUGAAUGAGGAAUUAGGCCAGAUCCAGUACAUAUUUUCAGAUAAAACUGGCACACUCACACAGAACAUAAUGACCUUCAACAAGUGUUCGAUAGCAGGCGUCUGCUACGGAGACGUCGUCGACGAAACCACCGGUGAAACCAUAGACCUCACCGAGGUACGUCAACGGGGGCGCGGCGCAGGCGCGUGCGGGGGCGCGGGCGCGGGCGGGGGCGCGGCGCGCGCGCGUCUGCUGGAGCUGGAGCACGACGCGGGCCGCAGCACGCCCGGCGGCCGCCGCCCGCGCAGCUCUGAUCCGUUGGACUUCUCGUUCAACCCGGAGUACGAGCCCGAGUUCAAGUUCUUCGACGCGACGCUACUGGACGCGGUGAAGCGCGGCAACAAGAACGUGCACGAUUUCUUUCGGUUGCUCGCGCUUUGUCACACCGUCAUGCCGGACCAGAAGAAUGGACGGCUGGAAUACCAGGCGCAAUCGCCAGACGAGUCUGCACUGGUAUCAGCAGCUAGAAAUUUUGGUUUCGUGUUCAAAGAACGCUCGCCUAAUAGUAUUACAAUAGAAGUAAUGGGUAAAACAGAGGUGUAUGAAUUGUUAUGUAUAUUAGAUUUUAAUAAUGUUAGGAAAAGAAUGUCCGUGAUAUUGAGGAAGGAUGGUGAAAUUAGGUUAUAUACAAAAGGUGCUGAUAAUGUAAUAUACGACAGAUUAAAAAGUGGUAACCAAACUGAUGUGAGGUCAAAGACACAGGAACAUUUAAAUAAGUUCGCGGGCGAGGGCCUGCGCACGCUGGCGCUGGCGUGGCGGCCGCUGGAGGAGCGCGGCUUCGCGGAGUGGAAGCGGCGCCACCACGCCGCCGCGCUCGCGCUGCACGACCGCGACGAGCAGCUCGACGCCAUCUACGAGGAGAUCGAGACCGACCUGCUGCUCAUGGGAGUAACAGCAAUAGAAGACAAAUUACAAGACGGCGUACCAGAAACAAUAGCGAAUCUCAGUAUGGCCGGCAUCAAAGUGUGGGUGUUAACGGGAGACAAGCAAGAAACUGCGAUAAACAUCGGCUACUCGUGCCAACUGUUGACGGAUGACAUGGCGGAGGUGUUCGUGAUCGACGCCGCGUCCUACGACGACGUGGACCGCCAGCUCGCUAAGUGCAGGGACUCGAUACGGGUCGUCAACACAUUCUUGCCUCACGGUCCCAGCGAGACGGCGGCGGAGCGCGGGGGCGUGGGGGGCGCAGGCGCGGCCAACGGCGGCGCGGGCGUGUCGCGCGCGUCGCCCGGCCGCGCCAACGUCAAGCUCAACGCGCCCGCCGUGUCCGUCGUUACCUUUAGGUGGGAACAUAACACACACACAGCACACAGCGAGCCAGACUGUUACAGCAACGAGUACGUGUCGGGCGGCGGGCCUUACUCGGCGGACUCGCACGAGCACAACAACGACGACUCCAACGGGUUCGCCAUCGUCAUCAACGGACACUCACUCGUGCACUGUCUGCACCCUAAGUUAGAAGAAAAAUUUUUAGAUGUAGUGAUACAAUGUCGGUCGGUAAUCUGUUGCCGCGUGACGCCGCUGCAGAAGGCGAUGGUGGUCGAGCUCAUCAAGAAGAGCCGCAAGGCCGUCACGCUGGCCAUCGGGGACGGCGCCAACGAUGUGUCAAUGAUUAAAGCGGCCCACAUAGGGGUGGGUAUAUCAGGCCAGGAGGGCAUGCAGGCCGUGCUAGCGUCCGACUACUCGAUAGCGCAGUUCCGCUUCCUCCAGCGGCUGCUGCUGGUCCACGGGCGCUGGUCCUACUACAGGAUGUGCAAGUUCCUCCGAUACUUCUUCUACAAGAACUUCGCAUUCACCGUCUGUCACUUCUGGUUCGCGUUCUUCUGUGGAUUUAGUGCGCAGACGGUGUUCGACGAGAUGUUCAUCUCGGUGUACAACCUGUUCUACACGUCGCUGCCGGUGCUGGCGCUGGGCGUGUUCGAGCAGGACGUGGCCGACACCACGUCGCUGCAGUUCCCCAAGCUGUACGCGCCCGGACACACCAGCCAGCUGUUCAACAAGACCGAGUUCAUCAAGUCCACGCUGCACGGCUGCUUCACCUCGCUCGUGCUCUUCCUAAUACCGUAUGGUACUUAUAAGGACGGCCUGGCGCCCGAUGGAAAGAUAUUAUCAGAUCACAUGUUACUAGGAAGUGUAGUAGCUACGAUAUUAAUUAUAGACAAUACAACACAAAUAGCCUUAGAUACGACGUACUGGACGGCGUUCAACCAUAUCACGAUAUGGGGCUCGCUGGUGUCGUACUUCGUGCUGGACUACUUCUACAACUACGCGAUCGGCGGGCCCUACGUGGGGUCCCUCACGGUCGCGCUCACGCAGGCGACCUUCUGGUUCACGGCCGUGCUCACGAUGAUCAUCCUGAUGGUGCCGGUGGUGUCGUGGCGGCUGGCGUGGUCGUGGACGCGGCCCACGCUGGGCGAGCGGCUGCGCGCGCGGCAGCGCUGGCGGGCGGCGGCGCCGGCCCCGCGCACUCCGUCCGCCCGGCGCGCGCGCCGCUCGGUCCGCUCGGGCUACGCGUUCGCGCACCAGGAGGGCUUCGGGCGGCUCAUCACGUCCGGCAAGAUCAUGCGGCGCAUCCCGCACGCGGACGCGGCGCUGUCGGCGCUGGCGUCGCUGCCGGGCAAGUUCCACGCGCGCCCGCCGUCGCCGGCCGAGCCGCGCGCGCCCACGCAGAACCUCGCCACCGUCGACUUAUGAGGCGCGCCCCGCCUCGCCCGCGCACUGUGAUAACGUCGCUAGAGUUAAACUUCGUAUUGUCCUACUAUUGCCUAUAUUGAAUUAUAUUUGUUGAUCGAGAUUAUAUAUUGAUAGAUAUUUAUCGCGGCCCGCGGAGGGUCGCCGUCGAGUGCCGGCGGCGCUCGUGCGACUCCGUUGUUUUUUACUCGUGUCGUUUCGUUCGUUGAGUUUGUCGGUCGGUGUCCGGUCCGACCGGGCCCGGAGCAAUGUGCAUUUAGUCGAGCCGUCGAUAUCCCCGGCAGUGAAAACGCGACAUGACUUUAAACAUUAUUAUUUCGCAAAAAGUUAUGUUAGUGCCAAAGGAAAUUAUUGAAAACAAACAUCAACUGUUGAUCCUUAUGAAUAUAUCAGUAUCGUUUAUUUAUACAUUCGUAAACAGUUUAUUAUAAUUAUGUUUUACCAUUCAUUAAGAGUCCUAAGGCUGCGUUGCCGAUAAUAUUGUGAAACUAACAAUAAAUGAAAGUUAUACUCUUAGGGCUUAAAUAAUAAUGAUUAUGUAUAGAAUAUUGGUUUAAUGAAAAAGUUAUGUAUGUACCUACGUAAUGUAUGUAAAUCAUUAAAAGAUUAUAAAACAUGUAGCGUUUUAACUGCAUGUGUAUAUUAUGAUCAACAUUUGCUUUGGAAUCAGUUUUUUAAUAAAAAAAAUAUAAUUCUUAA